This is a messenger RNA of Folsomia candida, 1383 nucleotides long. Its product is annotated as carboxypeptidase B. The record is from RefSeq and is a predicted model, not a curated record. The transcript is spliced from 9 exons. Lineage: Eukaryota; Metazoa; Arthropoda; Collembola; Entomobryomorpha; Isotomidae. The coding region runs from base 103 to 1359 and encodes 418 amino acids. Gene Ontology annotation, biological process: proteolysis. Gene Ontology annotation, molecular function: metallocarboxypeptidase activity; zinc ion binding.
UUUGAAUCAGUUAUAUUUUCGCCAUCAUAUCGAAUCGAAAUAAAACAACUUUCUAGGCUUGAGACAUUAUAUUCUCUGGAAUUGUUAUUUUAACUAUUCAAAAUGAUUAUAAAGGCAACUAUUGUGGCAUUCUUUAUAUUCUCAAAUCCAUUUUUAAUCGCUAACUGUGACUUGGGUACACUGUACGAUGGAUACAAGCUUCUAAGUCUCGCCCCCGGACGCGAGGAACAAGUUUUAGCAUUGAAAGAGUUACAAGCAUCCGGAGUAGUUUUCCCAGCCUCGUUGUCUGCAACUAUUCAUAAGAAGUGUGACAUUUUGGUGUCUCCUUUGCAAAUGGAAAUGGUUCUCUCUGUAAUUAAGUUUCAUGGAAUGGAAUAUGAAGAAAAAAUACCGGAUGUUGGGCAAUUUAUCCGGUCCCAGAGAGUGAUAAACGGAACAAACAAUGGUAGAUUGACAUGGGAUGCAUAUUAUACUCUGGAUGCUAUUACCGAGUAUUUAGAAGCACAAGUAGCACAGCAUUCGCAAAUCGCAUCGCUAAUAAAUAUUGGCAACACGUUUGAAAAUCGAAAUUUGACAUUAAUAAAAAUUGCUUCUGGGCCACAGCCGAAACCAAUUAUCUACAUUGAGUCUAAUAUACAUGCCCGCGAGUGGAUCACGGGAGCAGUGGCUACACACAUUAUUGAUCAAUUGUUGAACGGACCUGAUGCAGUUAUGCAAUCUUAUGUCGACAGAUUUGACUUUUACAUCUUGCCAAUUGCUAAUCCCGAUGGGUUUGAGUAUACUCAUACAGUUGAUCGAUUUUGGAGGAAAACUAGGUCCAGUACGCCUUCACCGAUUGGAUGUAGGGGGGCAGAUCCAAACCGAAAUUUUGAAGCUUACUGGAUGGAAAACGGCGGAGGUUCUGCCGACCCAUGUAGUAAUACGUAUGCUGGUCAUCGUCCUUUUUCUGAACCGGAAUGUCAAUCUAUGGCGAAUUUUAUGCUGGAACCAGAAAUAAAUAAUAAUAUCGUUAUGUUCUUGAGCCUACACAGUGCUGGGCAAUAUCUUCUCAUCCCUACGGGAUUAAAUGAGGACAAAAUUCCUGAAUACGACGACUACAUGCUGAGAGCAAAUGAUGCUGCACUUGCGCACACCAAUGUCUUUGGGAAGAAUUAUACUGCCGGAAGCAUUUAUGACUUGAUGUACCCAGCGACUGGAAGCAGUAUGGACUGGGCUUAUCUGAACGUGGAUGCAAGCUUUCAUGUCACGUAUGAACUUCGCGACAAAGGUCAAUACGGACAUCUCCUACCACCCGACCAGAUUUUACCAAGCUGCGUCGAAUUCCUCGCCGGGUUCAAAGUGUUGCUGUCAUAUUUAUAAUAAACAUGCCUUUUGCAUAAUUUA